UGAGGACAGCGGAUGACAGAUGAUGCGCACUCUGCUCCUGGCUGAGGACAGAGCGCGCGGUGCAGGCAGGACGCACAGCACAGCUCACACAUCCAUACAGACGGACACACACUGUAUGAUCCUUCCUGUGUAAAGUGGAAAUGGAGCUAAAGUAGGCGCGAUACCAGGCUACAUCUUAUGGACUGAAUGCAGUGAGUGUUGUUUUGGAUUUCUGAACUUCACGCCCAGACGCUCAGGAGAGAAAAUGUGGAGAUACACGAACUUGUUUGCCUGCCUGCUGGUUUUGUGUAAGGAUGCGUCUUCACAGAGCAAGAUCUUUGGCGAGACAGAGCCUGUUAGGAUGACAUCAGAGGGCUCAGAUUGCCGCUGUAAAUGCAUCAUGCGCCCUCUAAGCAAGGACGCCUGCCUGCGGCUGCGGAGCGGCAGCGUACGUGUGGAGGACUUCUACACGGUAGAAACCGUCAGCUCCGGAUCUGACUGCAAGUGCUCGUGCACGGCCCCGCCGUCCUCCCUCAACCCCUGUGAGAAUGAGUGGAAGAUGGAGAAGCUGAAGAAACAGGCUCCUGAGUUACUUAAGCUCCAAUCUAUGGUGGACCUCCUUGAGGGAACCCUUUACAGUAUGGAUCUUAUGAAAGUCCACUCCUACAUCAACAAGGUGGUGUCUCAGAUGAACACCCUCGAAGAGACAAUCAAGACAAAUCUCACGCGAGAGAAUGAAUUUGUCCGGGACAGCAUGACGAGCCUCACCAACCAAUUUAAGAGAUAUGAGAACUACUCCAACAUUAUGAUGAGCAUCAAGAAGGAGAUCUCCAGCCUCAGUCUGCAGCUGCUUCAGAAAGACUCUUCUGAGAACAAAGCACAGGGUACGAAUGAUGAGAAAACCAAGGAGACUGUAAAACUAACCAACAAAAAGGGCCCUGCAUCCAAACCCCCUCCCAAAACGCCCAAAGAAAAGGUUGUAAAGCCCAAGAAAGAGGUCAUUAAACCUGGAAAGGCGGUCAAGCCUGACCCUACAGCCAAAGCCAAAGUGGUUGGCCACCAGCCUGGCGUCGUGAGGGGCAUCACAUACUACAAAGCUGCCAAGACCGACGAGGAUGAGCACAGAGGAGAUCACUCUGCCAAAUCGUACACAGUCCAUCAUGUCACGGAAAGCCGGUCUGAGGACGGAGGGGCUGAGAUGGUUCUGGAAACCGUGGAGGGUGCUGCGGCUGAACCCACCACUGCAGCUUCCACCACCACUACCACCAAAAGCACCACAACCACAACUUCCGCCACCACCACUACCACCACUACUGCACCCACUACUGUCACCACUCAAAGUUCAGCAGCUACUGAGAGACCAGCUCCAACCAUUGUGCUGCUGCUGGACAACUCCAACAACAACAGCCGGCCUAUUCUUCACAGAGCAGGGAAGAUACUCAACUGUGAAGGGACUCUGGCAUCCAUUGAGAAGCCAGAGAAGCAGCACAGUUAUGGGCGCAAUGAGGGGGCCUGGAUGAAGGAUCCCCUGGCCAAAGACUCCAAGAUCUACGUCACUAACUAUUACUACGGCAACAACCUGGUAGAGUUCCGGAACCUGGAAAACUUUAAACAAGGCCGUUGGAGCAACCUUUUCAAACUGCCUUACAACUGGAUAGGCACAGGCCAUGUGGUUUACAAUGGAGCCUUCUACUACAACAGAGCCUUCACCAAGAACAUCAUCAAGUACGAUCUGAGGAUGCGAUUCGUGGCGGCCUGGACACUGCUGCAUGACGUGGUUUACGAGGACACCACCCCCUGGAAAUGGCGGGGCCAUUCAGACAUUGACUUCGCAGUGGAUGAAAGUGGCCUGUGGGUGAUCUACCCUUCAAUGGACUACGACUACAACCAGCAAGAGGUGAUCGUCAUCAGUAAACUGGAUCCCGGAGACCUGUCCUUGAAAAAGGAAACCACCUGGAGGACACGUCUCAAGAGGAACUCGUACGGGAACUGCUUCAUCAUCUGUGGCGUCUUGUACGCCGUCAGUGUGUACAACCAGAAGGAAGGUGAGGUGAACUAUGCUUAUGACACCCACACCAACAGUGAUGCCAUCCCACGCUUGCCCUUCACCAAUGAGUACUCCUUCACCACACAGAUUGACUACAACCCUAAGGAGAAGGUUUUGUAUGCCUGGGACAAUGGCCAUCAGCUCACAUAUCGGGUAAACUUUGCUGACCAGUGAGCACAGCUAGUUUGUGCCACAAAUACAGUAAUCUCACAGUAGGCCUGCCAGUAUGGCACCUAAGUAGAAAGAUGAUGCUCAGUAUUUGACAGCCUAGAAGCGGCCAUAUUGGUCUCAACCAGACAAAGGAUGAACCUACACCAGCCUUCCAGUACCAAUGCAUGCUAUUCAAACACCUGACCUCACAGUGUACCAAACAUACAUGUCUCAAACAUGUAUUGGGAUGUGUUUGUACAAUAUGUCAAUGGAAUGGAUAGAGAACUGUGGAAAUAAUCUUACGGGUUGAGUUGAAGCUCAACAGGUAGAGCUAAUAUAGACUUCUUUACAUGUUGAUUCAUGAAAUGUCAGCAGGCUGGCUAACUAGCGAACAGAUAGCUUGAAUAGUUUAAGGGAUGGACUGUAAAAAGCUUGGAUUUGUGAUAUGGCCCAUUAGUUUCUGAAGGGAGAGAAUUUGACUCUUGCAUGUUAGAUUUACAACUAGAUGCCAUUUUGGCAGUUACUGAGGCCUGACAACCCAAAUUUGGGCAAAGAGUGGGGAGACUGGUGGAGCUAAAGAAGCAUGAGAAAACAGCACCAACAACAACUGAGAGCAAUAAGCUCAUGUCAAUUAAGAUAACUCCUUCCCCAACAUAAGCCUUAAUAUCUCUUUAUCUCAUAUCUCUUACUGGUUUAUAUUUUUUCAAAUCUAUCUUAACACAGUACUUACAGGGCUAUCUGCAAGUUGAAAGAAGUUUUGGCUGCUGUAAUCAUUCCUCUUGUCCAUACUGGCCAUGAAGUGAUCUCUUCCUAGUGCAACAACACUGUAAAAGAUGGCAUACAAAAUCCCACUUGAUUUGGCUAACUCAGACUGCCGAAGCCUCAUUUUAGCUUUGGCUGAACUUUAGAAUGCACUUUUGCACAGAAUUAGGAUUUUGUCCCCCAUUUCUUACAGUGGAGUUCCACUAGGACACAAUCACUUCACAACCAGUAUAGACAGGAGGAAAGAUUACAGAAACCAGUAACUCUUUAAACAUACAUUUGGACAUGUGAGUAUUGUCUUAAAACAUAUGUUAAAUAUUAUAAAAAUACUUUUAAAAAUUGCUUCUAAGACACAUAGUAAAGAGGUGCAAUGAUCAAGAGAGAUUGAGGAAAGAGAAAAGAGAGGAGUUCAGUCAGGGACAGUUAGAUGUGGUGUAAAAAGUUUUGCAUUUUGAGAAAGCUCUCAAACAAUCUCAAACAAGCAGCAAGGAUUCUGCUGGGACAACUAAUUGCCCCCAAACAAACACAUCAAAUCUUAAUAAAACAAAUGUUUAAAUUAACACUUAAGGAAUUUGAUUGGAUGUUAGUAGUCAGCGGGUAUCCGAGAAGCUGAUCUGUGAGCCGAUGAUUAUAAACCAUGAAUGAAACAGCAGAUGGCAAUCAGCCAAUAGUUUUCAAUGGAAUCAGUUCAAUGCAGUCAGAGUGUAACCAAAGCCAGCAUCUAAUUUGCAUUGCCGUCAGUAUUCAGCCAUGGUGAUUGUCAAUUGGUUUGAACUUUCAAGGUCAGCUUACCUAACUAGCUAGUCUAAAUCAUUUUGCAUGGCUAGAUCUCUUAUUUUUGCAGUGAGUAGCAACCGUGCCAGGCUUCUAAUCUUUCAUGCCUCCUGUUUUAACUUUUGCUUUUCAACGGGCUUCAAACAUUUUACAAAGCUAAUGUCAUUUGGCUCCUCCCCGUGACAUUUAACUCAACCAAUGAGAUUAUUUCUGCCUUCAGAAUAGUUCUAUCUCUGAGAAAUGUUUGUAAAACUAAAUUAUCAGCUAUUGUUUCACUUGCCCAUCAACUCCAUCCUGUCACCAAGCACUUUGAUCAUGUUUCUGCUUUGUUUAUUAUUCCGGCCUCAUGAUACUUCCUGUCUCUUUACUGUUGAUGUUGUUCUGAGGGGUGUGUUGAAUAUACUAUGAACUCCAAAAAAAACUAUGUACACAAGUUUCUAAGCUUAAAUUUUUUUUAUAUUUACAUGAAUUCAUUUGACAAUUAAUAUCAUACAACUUUUUUUCUAUUUUUUGUUGUUGUAUGAAAGCAUGCAGCUUUUGUCAUUGUUCAUAACAUUUGCAUAACCACUUGACAUUUGUCACAGUUAUUGAAUAUGUUGUACAUUUUCACAACCAAGGAAAUUAACAACCAUGAUCAGUCAUGCUUGUACAAUAUGUGCACUGUACCAUUAUCUGUGCCAUGUUAAAUAAUGGACACCAUAAACCAUAAAUGUUUUUAUUUUUGACAAUGACUGACAGUACUGUGUGAGGCACAUAAUGGGAAUGGUAAGUUUUAAGACACAUAAGAUAACUCUUACAGCACUGUAUAGUGUUGCCUUGGUCUUGCACACUUUUCAUAAUUCAUAACUACAUUAUUUUGAAUUUUCAAAUUAUCAGGAGUGUUUUGAGUGUGUUGAGUUUAUUCUGAAAGGGCGUGCUGAUUGCAAAAAAAGUAAUUUGUUCAACUGCAAAGUCUUUAUACAUACUCAUGAAAUAUAACACAACAUUUGAAACUAGCUGUGCGUGUGUCUGUGCUAUGAAAUAAAAUUUCCAUU
Messenger RNA from Thunnus maccoyii (southern bluefin tuna), 4746 nucleotides. Its product is annotated as olfactomedin-like protein 2A. NCBI's taxonomy places the organism in Eukaryota, Metazoa, Chordata, Actinopteri, Scombriformes, Scombridae. The record is from RefSeq and is a predicted model, not a curated record. The transcript is spliced from 8 exons. Gene Ontology annotation, biological process: signal transduction. The coding region runs from base 245 to 2200 and encodes 651 amino acids.